CUUUAAACAAUAACAACAACAACAUGGCUUGAUUAUUUUCACUAACCUAAUAAUUCAGUACUGAACGUUUUUGCAUAAUAUUGUGCUUUAGAUGCACAAAUGAAAUAACUUUGAUUGAAGUUUUUGGAAGGCACAAGUUUUAUCAGAAUGAAUGCUGGGAAGGGUUUUCACUGCGAGUAUUGCGAUGUGACGAUGACUGGCACGGCAACGUAUGAAACCCACAUGUCGGGAAGGAAGCACAAGAGAAAACUGCAAGCCCUUGGUGCGAUAGCACUCAGCAAGAUGGCUGCAAUUCCAACAAGUAGCACCAGUACAAACACCACAGUGCCACAGAAUAAAGUAAGUGGCUAUGCAGGCAAGUUUGUGAGACCAUCAACAGAAGUCAAAAUGGAAACUAAGGAAGGAGGAACAAGUAUGUAUGCAUAUGGACAGUUUGGCCAAGUGCAGUCCUCCACACCUGGAAUUGCAGAUAAUACUUACAUGCAGUCACAGGCUUAUACACAGGCCCAGGCUUAUACACAGCCACAGGCUUAUUCACAGGCACAGGCUUAUACGCAGUCACAGACUUAUACGCAGGCACAGACAACUCCAGUGAAUACAGACGCAAGAGUUGUUGGAGCUGGUAACACAGACCCAGUUAUGAAAGCCAUCAAAGCCAACAUCGUCGGAUCCGUGUCAAAAAAGAGAAAGCCUGCGUACGAUGGGCGUUGUGAGAUAUGCGGGGUGGACUACACUUCGAAAGAACUGGAGAACAUGCAUCUUCUAGGAAAGAAACACAAGAAGAAGUUGCAGAGCCGUCUGUUGGACAAUAAUGCUGUUUCAAGUGAUUCCACAGGAAUUUCCACCCCUAGCACGCUGAAUCCUGCAUCUUUCUACUGCGGCUUCUGUAACCUACAGCUGAACUCACUCCUUCAGCUAGAGCAGCAUCGCCAAGGAACAUCUCACCUCAACAAAGUCAAGAAAUGCCAGGAUAUUCAGCAAGAGGGCGCCACAGCGGCAAAAAGAAAAUUCAUACCAGCAAGUGAGACCAUCAACACUCCAAUGACAUCACUACCACACCUUGAGCCUUUGACAUAUGACAAGAUCCAGAAAAGUGUGAAAGACAGACUCACAGACAGACAGACACACAGAGCGCAAACCAUAAGUCCCCUCCGGUGAAACCGGUAGGGGACAAAAACUAUUAAUACUCUAGAAGUCACUUUUUUGGUAUAAUCUUUUUGCAUCAGCAGGCAUUUUUUCUGAAUAAUCUUGUUCUUUUGGGUCUGAGGUGAGCGCCUUAGGGCCCGUGUCCCUCUUGUUAAUUUAGUAUUUUGGAAAAUAUUUUAUUUUUAGUUAUCAGAGUUAAAAGUCUGUUUUAUAAAUUUAGUUUUACAUUUAAGAUAUAUUUUAAUGCUUUUAGUGUCCAAUAAUCUAAAUGUUAAACAGGCGAAUGUUUUAAAACUAAAACUUUGCCUGAACAAUUAGAAGAAUCUCGAAUUGUAUUGUUUAGAAAGUUUUUGGAGGUUCAAGAGUUGAAUACGAAUACCCCAGUGUUUUGAAAUGGAUAACUUUUCAAGAUAUUUUCUAACAAAAUGGUAUUAUCAAUAAUAGUAGCAGUUGCAGAAAAAUAAUACAUGUAGAAAUACUUAAGGAAAUGGAUUGUUCGUUAUUGAUUAAUUGAGCUGUAGACAGCCUAUGUCUUGCUGCUUAAAAUUGAUACGAAAAGAAGUGCCCACUUUGAUCCAUCUGGGGCAACUGUUUGUCCUUUGUUCAGUUUUGUUAACUGCAUAUAAUUAUUUCUAAGUUUCAUUGUGCACCAGAUUAAGUGAAGAGUUUAACUAAUUUAUACACAAUUGAAGAACUUAACUAUGGUUGUCAUAAUGUUCAGAAUAUGUUUUUAUCUGCGUAAAUGGUUUUGUGUUUGUUAUUUAUUUGUGGUUCACAAUAAAUAUAUUAAACACAUA
Molecule: messenger RNA, 1943 nt
Organism: Dreissena polymorpha
Lineage: Eukaryota; Metazoa; Mollusca; Bivalvia; Myida; Dreissenidae
Product: zinc finger RNA-binding protein-like
Exons: 7
Coding region: 148-1158 (336 amino acids)
Molecular function (GO): nucleic acid binding; zinc ion binding
Source: RefSeq, a predicted model, not a curated record